Molecule: messenger RNA, 849 nt
Organism: Lactuca virosa
Lineage: Eukaryota; Viridiplantae; Streptophyta; Magnoliopsida; Asterales; Asteraceae
Source: the annotation of a GenBank genome assembly
GUGGGGUCAAGUUUUCAUAUUAGAUGCUCUUUCAAAGUACAAAUCAGCGGAUGCACGUGAAGCUGAAAAUAUUGUGGAAAGAGUUACUCCAAGGCUACAACAUGCAAAUUGUGCUGUGGUUCUUUCAGCUGUUAAGAUGAUUCUUCAACAAAUGGAAGUGAUCACUAGUCCUGAUUUGACUCGGAAUCUAUGCAAGAAAAUGGCUCCUCCUCUUGUAACAUUACUUUCUGCAGAACCUGAGAUUCAAUAUGGUUGCUUUGAGAAACAUUAACCUUAUUGUACAAAGAAGGCCCACAAUUCUUGCUCAUGAAAUCAAGGCAACCUACUUUCCAGGUGUUUUUUUGCAAGUACAAUGAUCCGAUAUAUGUGAAAAUGGAAAAGUUAGAGAUCAUGAUUAAGCUUGCUUCAGAAAGAAAUAUUGACCAGGUUUUGUUGGAGUUUAAAGAGUAUGCUACUGAAGUAGAUGUAGAUUUUGUUAGAAAGGGUGUCCGUGCCAUUGGACGAUGUGCUAUCAAGUUAGAGAGAGCUGCUGAACGUUGCAUUAGUGUUCUUUUGGAACUCAUCAAAAUUAAAGUAAAUUAUGUAGUCCAAGAAGCGAUUAUAGUCAUUAAAGAUAUUUUUAGAAGAUAUCCCAACACUUAUGAAUCUAUCAUUGCUACACUUUGUGAGAGUUUGGACACUUUAGAUGAGCCAGAGGCAAAGGCGUCAAUGAUUUGGAUAAUUGGUGAAUAUGCUGAGAGAAUCGAUAAUGCUGAUGAACUUCUUGAAAGCUUCCUGGAGAGUUUCCCUGAAGAACCUGCACAAGUCCAGUUACAAUUAUUAACAGCAAACAGUCAAACUCUUUCUUAA